AUGUCCGCUCCAAGCCCUAUUGCGGCGAGGCGUAUGAUGUUUCAUGGGCCGCUGCGUGCCCCACGCCAGAGUAACCAGCCUGCUCCCAAUGACGAGGAGUACGGUGACGAUGGCCAUGGCGUCGAUUGCGAGACGAAUGACGGACAUGACACCCAGGAUACCACUCCCUUGCUCCCCAUCUUCUCAGCGCCUCACCUUGACUCUCUCCCCGUCUACCAUCUCACAUACGAUCUGUGUCUCCUUGUGGCUUCACGAUGCGAGACCACUCUCACCUGGGAACAGCUCCGUUCGCCGCAGGUGUCGCAGUUCCUUCUAAAACCGAUUCUACAGGCGAUACACACAGCUCAUUUCUCCAGGGCAACCCUCUACUCCCUCAUGGCAAACUGUCUCCAGUUCCGUAAGGAGGCCGAUAUAAAGCCAGGGAUAAGUGGCGCUAGCCAUACCAGGGCCAUGGUGUGUGAGCUCCUGGCCAUCAAGCUUCUCAAGGAGUACUCCACGAGGGAGUUGAUCGAUGCUCUUUCCUAUGAUUUUCAUCCAUUGCAGGGCCAAACGCCUCCGUCGACGACGAGCACCACCGCACACGAGACCGGAAGGUAUCCCCACAGUCGCAGCCAGCGACAUUUAAAGGGCGUUCGUAUAUCCUGCUUGGAAGUCGCCAUCAGAGCCCAGGCGAAAAGAUUUUUAGCCCAUCCCCUGGUUGUUCAGCAAUUAGAGGCUAUAUGGGCCGGCACCAUUGUCUUCUACUCGGCUGCUGACCAUUUGCACCGUCUCCCUCUCAGGAAUGCUACCAGAACUCAGUACGGCUCCUUGGGAGCAUCCGUGGAUCCUGCGAACGGGGCUUACACAGACUCCACCUCGUUCAUCUCGAGACGCUCUGCUUCACUCUAUGACCCGCAGGAUGCUUCCCUAUUCAAACUGUCCCGCCUGCGGGUCCCGCGCUAUCGCCAGGUGCUCUCCACAUGUUCAUUCGCUGUAUUAUUGUGUCUAUUCCUCACCGUCAUUCAGAGAAGGUCCUUUCUCCUUACCACCUUGGAGCUUGUCUUCUGGUUCUGGAGCGCUGGCUACAUGCUGGACGAGAUUGUCGGAUUCAACGAACAAGGUUUCAGUCUGUACCUAAUGAGCUUCUGGAACACCUUUGACGUCGGGAUUCUGUUUCUCCUUUUCUGUUACUACUGUCUACGCUUGUACAGCGUCCUGCUUCUGGACCAUACUGUCGCAAUUCUGGCCUACGAUGUCCUUGCGGCGACUGCCGUCCUCCUAGUACCAAGGCUCUUUUCGGUCCUGGAUCACUAUCGCUACUUCUCUCAGCUGCUCAUAGCCUUCAGGAUGAUGGCUGUAGAUCUCUUCGCUGUUCUUAUCCUGAUCAUAAUCGCCUGCAGUGGAUUCUUCGUCGCCUUCACCUUCUCCUUUGGACACGGCGAUUCUCCCAGCUCCGUGAUCUAUGCUCUUUUCCAGAUGAUCAUGGGUUUCACCCCAGCCGCCUGGCAGCUUUGGGAUCGUUAUAACCCCCUCGGAAAGGCCAUCCUCAUCCUAUUCCUCUUUAUUUGCCACUUCCUUGUCGUCACCAUUCUCAUUACAGUCCUAACAAAUUCAUUCAUGGCUAUCGUCCAGAAUGCAAACGAAGAACACCAGUUCCUAUUUGCCGUAAACACAAUUUCCAUGGUCAAAUCUGAUGCUCUAUUUUCCUACAUUGCACCUGCAAACAUUGUGGCAUGGGUCGUUGCACCCUUGCGGUUCGUCAUGCCUUUUCGGAGCUUCAUGAGGCUUAACAGGACAAUCAUAAAGGCCACACAUUUCCCGAUCCUGUUUAGCAUAUACCUUUAUGAGAGGAUUGCAUUACGCUCGGCGGUAUUCGAGCCGACUGAUCUGGUCGAUGGGCCUUUGCGCCCUAGCCAAUCUAAAAACUGGGUUAAUAACGGUAACAAGGGUCAUGACCUCUUUGCACUCGGAAAUACUUUUCGCUUGAGAGAGCCAUCGAUCGCAACGCACCAGAAGGAUGAGGCUUUGGAACAAGUCUUCCGUCGUCCUUUCAGGCAGACCGCUCACCGCGUGAGGCAGGACACCCGUGCUCAGCAUAAAUCCAAUGCUAUAGUUAGCGACUGGAUGCGGGACAUUGGACCUGGCGGCAUCGCUGAACCACCUGACGAAGAAGAUCAGGCGGUGCUGGAACGACUGGAACAGCGACGAAUACUGUGUUUUCCAGGAGCGCGGAGAAGAUUAAAACACUCUCUGCGCGACCCGACCAUCACGACCCGGUCAGUUGCCUCUGAUCCAGAAGAUUUUGUCAAUAGCGGGAAAAUCCGCCCAAAAGCUCCUGCUGUCGAGAGAGGCUUUGGGCACCCGCUUCGCAAGCAAUUAACCCAGCAGACGGACAUGGAAGGCGACGACGAGCUUAGCAGCGACCACCAGCAGGAUGACGAGGUGUCGAGCCUGCGCCAAAGAACCACGACGAUAGGCAGCAGGAUACAAGACGAGCAGGAGGAUUUGUUCAACCUUACAAAUGGACCAUCUUCCAAUUCAUUCAAGGGAUCGUCACGGCCCUCGACGGCGAAGAGGCUCUCUAGACGAAACAGCCCAAACCGCAAGCCGAAUACGCCACGACGCAAGCAUUCCAGAAAUUUAUCGAGCGCUACUGUCCUCUUAAACCCUCUCCGUUCAUGGACUACAGGUGAGGUAAAUCCCAUGCCAUCGGGGAAGCCGGCUCUCAGGAGAGCUUUCCAGAGGAGCACACCACCCACGCCCAGCCGCUCACCCAAGGAAAAAACCGCUGCGCAUACCGGUCCGCGGCCCAUUCACCCCUCGAAGCCCGAAGCAAAAUCCGUUCCCAAUCUCAACGGGGUGCUGCUAUCUGGCGACUUUCUCAAGCUCAAUCGCGGCCGUUCGUCCAUCGCGAUAGGGCUCGGUUCCGAUCUGGGCGAUAACAAGGCCGUCGGCGGUGGGUUUGUCGGCGGCAUCCCCGCGAGCUUCGCCACGCAAAUGGCAUACGCGACCGGGGAUCUUCAGCGAAACCGUUCGAAUACCGAUCACAGGGAUACAUUGAAUAGAUUAGUUCUUGCGAGGAUGAAGACUCUCGAGGAAAGUUUCCGGGACGUGAUAAGGGAGGUGAAAGACCUCCGCAGAGAGCAAAUAUAUCCACCGGACAUCCGGGGCAAUAUGGCUUCGAAAGCGAAUAUUCCCACUUCUAAACGUCAGUAUAUUGAAUACCACUCCGAAGACGGCGGCAACAACACUGAUCUGAUAUUUGAUGACUCCUCAUCCGAGCUAAAAGCGAGUUCUGUAUGAUUUAUGAUUCCCUCAGGGCAUUUGGUGCGGUUUAAUUUUUCAGGCGGAAGAUUGUUUGCUUGUAUACUAUGUAUUGUAAUCGCUGGUGGCCUUUUGUGAUUCGAGCAUUUCAAUGAUUUGAGUACCCCUAUGAGUUUAGCAUGUAACUAACUAAGUAAUGUUUAUGAAUGUUGUGGAGUACGGAG
Messenger RNA from Coccidioides immitis RS, 3467 nucleotides. RefSeq names its product integral membrane channel protein. Gene Ontology annotation, biological process: monoatomic ion transport; transmembrane transport. Gene Ontology annotation, molecular function: monoatomic ion channel activity. Gene Ontology annotation, cellular component: membrane. Lineage: Eukaryota; Fungi; Ascomycota; Eurotiomycetes; Onygenales; Onygenaceae. Bases 1 to 3282 code for a protein of 1093 amino acids. The transcript is spliced from 2 exons. The record is from RefSeq and is a predicted model, not a curated record.